AUGGAUCUAAAACACCUGGGCUGAAAAUUCACUAUAGGUGAGCUCUUGAAUUCUAGUGCUUUCAGCCCAGAUGGAAAAUAUCUGUGUUUUACAACUUAUAAGGAUUUUCUAUAUGUGAUAGCAAAUGCCGAAGAACGAUUUUGGACAGCUGAGUUUGCAAGAAGUAAAGAAAUAGUCAGAAUUACAAACAUUAUAAGUCCGUCUAUCAUUCAAAAUCAGCAAUAA
Blepharisma stoltei is the source of this 225-nucleotide messenger RNA. NCBI's taxonomy places the organism in Eukaryota, Ciliophora, Heterotrichea, Heterotrichida, Blepharismidae. The record is from the annotation of a GenBank genome assembly.